Molecule: messenger RNA, 1956 nt
Organism: Umbelopsis ramanniana AG
Lineage: Eukaryota; Fungi; Mucoromycota; Umbelopsidomycetes; Umbelopsidales; Umbelopsidaceae
Exons: 12
Coding region: 190-1899 (569 amino acids)
Molecular function (GO): oxidoreductase activity; copper ion binding
Source: RefSeq, a predicted model, not a curated record
CAGCUUAUUAUGGACUAUGAUUAAACGUACAAGCUCUUGAUUCCUCGGGUCAAAAAGGUGAUUAAUGUUACAGACGGUCUUAUCAUUCACAUUUUCAUUAUUUAUAUUGCGAGCUCUCAAAUUUCUUUUCUCACAACAUACACUCCUCCCGCUCCCUAUCUGAUCUUUCAUUUCCUCACCUUCCCUUCAAUGAAGCUUACUUGGGUUUUGGCCGUUGCGGCUGGUCUUGGUUUGCAUGGUGUAAAUGCCGCCACCAAGGUAUACAACUUCACAAUCAGCUCGAAGACAAUCGCACCUGAUGGGUAUUCAAGAGAUGGUCUUGUUAUCAACGGACAAUAUCCUGGACCCACAAUUACAGUGAAUACUGGUGAUACUAUCCAAGUUCACGUAACCAAUAAUUUAACAGAGCCCACUGCUCUUCACUGGCAUGGAAUGUAUCAACGUGGAACACCGUGGCAAGAUGGUACACCUGGAGUGACUCAAUGCCCAAUUCCAGCUGGUGGAAAGUACACCUACACUUUCUCCACUGCCGGCCAAAGUGGAACUUACUGGUACCAUAGUCACUAUAUGUCACAAUACGUCGACGGUCUGGUUGGUGCCUUGAUCAUAAAGGAUCCCAGUGCUACCAGCCCACUUCCCUACGAUGAAGAAAUUGUUAUCCCUCUCAGUGACUGGUAUCAUACACAAUCUGAAGAUUUGCUUGAGCACUACCUAUCUCGUGCAUCCAAAGGAGAAGAGCCUUCGCCUGAUAAUGCUUUGAUUGGAGGUACCGGAUCAAAUGGCUGUACCGGUUAUGUUCCUACUGGUACUAGCUGUAACGCAAACCAUACUACCAAGUCGUACUCUUUUACCGCUGGAAAACGUUACAAGCUUCGAUUGAUCAACACAAGCGCAUUUGCCAAUUUCUGGUUUUCAAUUGAUAAUCACACUUUGGCUGUGGUUGAGGCCGAUGGUACCGACUUAAACCCGCAAUAUGUUCACAGAAUCCCAAUCAACGUAGGACAGCGGUACUCUGUCAUCGUCCAAGCUAAUCAGAAGGCACAAAAGUACUAUAUGCGGGCUCAGAUGGAUACAGCUUGCCUUGAUCUUGGAGAAGUAAUUGCAAAGGAAAGUUUGGCUCUAGCUCCUGUGAUCUAUAAAGGUGGUGCCAACACCUUCAACUCUUCUGUUGAUUGGACUGAUCAGUUGGUCGACUGCCAGGAUCUUGAUUACACUGUAUUAAGACCGUACCAUGCGCAAGCUGCUCCUGCUGCCGCUGAGCAGAUCACCUUAUCAUGGGAUUUCCAUGGCGAUCCAGUCACUAACAUCAAUCGUGCAUUCAUCAACAAUGUCAGCUGGGUGGCGAACUUUUCCUAUCCUACAAUGAUGAAUGAAUACUAUAAAAUGCCUGACUUGAGCUAUGAUCAACUUGUUAUUCGCCCAAAUACUUCUGACUACGUCGAGGUUGUGCUCGUCAACAACGACUUGAACGAACAUCCUUUCCAUUUGCACGGUCACACAUUUUAUGUGCUGGGAUGGGGAAAUGAUACCUACGAUGAUGCUACCGAUAGACCAAAGUUCAAUACCAAAAAUCCAUUGAGACGAGAUACUUCAACAGUUCCCGGCGGCGGUUGGACUGUAUUCAGAUACAAGGCUGACAAUACUGGAGUGUGGGCGCUCCAUUGCCAUAUCGAGUGGCACGUUGAAGCAGGUCUUUUGGUGCAGCUCGUGGACCAGUCUUGGAAAAUCCCGCAACUAAACAUCACAAAUGACGCUCUUGCUCUUUGUGCUGCCAGCAAUUACUCGCAUCUUCAUGGCACGAGCAAGACAGCUGUCACCCAAGCCAAGAAAAAUGCUCCCACAAGCCUGAAGAAUGCACAUCGAAAGAGGUCGGUGAAGAUCGGCAGACGUAUGUUGUAGGCAAUCGUCAGUCCCAACAAUAGCGAGUAUUUUAAUUAAAUAAAGCUUCCAAUUAUG